AUGUGUUCACUUUUUCGUCAGGUUGAUGAACAAGGGAGUGACUCUGAUAUUCCUGCCACUUGUGCUGUCACUUUUGGUGAUGAAGCAUUGCCAGAAGGUUCCAAAUCCAUACGGUAGAACCUAUUUGUUCCGCAAGAAGAUUCCGAGGAGAGUGAUGAAGGCUCCAGUCUAGACAACGAGUCCCAGGUGCAGCUAAAUCGCUUCUUACACCUUCGAGACGUCAUUCCAGUACGUCACACGUUAUCAGUACCGUGGAAUACAGCGCACGAGCGUACUAAACGCAUAUACCUACGGAAAGCUCAACAAUGUAUUUCUGCAAUGCUGGAUGUCCUGGUACAAGAAAAUUCGCAAGGACUGUGGACGGAGCUUUGUGAUCGUCACGCUGUAUGCAGCGAGAGUCAGGUUGUGGUCAAAGGCAUAAGUGAAAAAGAGACGGAGCUUCUUAAUGCAUUUGCUGAAAGCUACUUGAACGCGCAACAUUGCAGCACCAGACGGCAAAUAUUCUCUUUGAUGGCAGACAAGUCAUCCCUUAAGGAGAUGAGGGAGUUUAUUCAAACCGUUACUAGCUAUCGCUACAGCAUUGCCCGACGCCACAGGAUGAUACAUGGAAGAGCUGCUACUCUUCCGAACCAGGAGAAAAGGAGAAUGAGAAUUGAACCUGUAAAAUUAGAACAUUUUGUUUCUUUUAUAACGAGUCCACGCGUUAUUCAAGAUGUUCCUUCCUUCACACCCAAUGUUAUCAGAACAAUGAUACCAGAGCGCAUCGUCCAGCAGUAUCAACAAUACUGCUGUGAAACCAACUUUGAGCUUAUGAGUAUGAGAACUCUACAGAGAGUUUUGGCCGUGUGUUCUUCAUCUGUUCGCAAGUCUCUGCAAGGACUUGAUAACUUUUCAGCAUCAGGAGUGGAAGCAUUUGAUGCUGUAGAAAAACUCGUAGACAAGCUUGUUGACUGUCGAAGCAGUGCCUAG
Messenger RNA from Pocillopora meandrina, 969 nucleotides. The record is from the annotation of a GenBank genome assembly. NCBI's taxonomy places the organism in Eukaryota, Metazoa, Cnidaria, Anthozoa, Scleractinia, Pocilloporidae.